Serpula lacrymans var. lacrymans S7.9 is the source of this 2104-nucleotide messenger RNA. RefSeq lists its product as uncharacterized. The transcript has 23 exons. NCBI's taxonomy places the organism in Eukaryota, Fungi, Basidiomycota, Agaricomycetes, Boletales, Serpulaceae. Bases 754 to 1722 code for a protein of 322 amino acids. The record is from RefSeq and is a predicted model, not a curated record.
AAGCAUCUUGGUCGCCAUCUCAGGGCAUUUCGCAACACGAGCGCAUGAUUACGUCUCCUGAGUUCCUGAGAAUGUGAAAACGUCAAACCCUUUGAAGUAUUAUUUCCUAUUUUGGACCUGAUGGUUGGAGCCCUCUUGUCCAGCCGCACUCCAACCACUCAGUUACCACUUGGCGGUUAUAUCUGUGGCCCUAUUAACAGUUUUUAUCGAUGCAAUCAGUCCUAUUCAAAGCAAUCAUUUUUUUCAGGAUAGUCGAACAAGGAAACAUCCUGUGCUUUUGGGUUGUGGCGCUAGAAUUCGGGUCAUGUAUGAUAGCGCUCUAUUGUUCUGAUCUAUAUCUGUCAGGUACCGCAGACCUCAAAAAUUUCGAUCACUUAUACACUCACACCGGCCCAGUUCCUAAUCACCAUUGGGUGACCUUAAAAAACAAUGACAGCGUGCCGUAACCGGAUAGAUCCCCUGGAAUUCUUGGGCGUGGCCAGCAGCGCUGGUUUACAUCUCUCUCUUUCUGAUACUCUCUCAAUUUUGGACGCAGCUGCUAUACAUUCCUUGGGCGUUGAUUCUUUUGGUCUUUAUAUAUCAAGUUAUCUGUCGCUCAAGUUCCAGUGCCGUGCGCCGUCUCGGACACUCAUUAGUUCCAGUAUUUUGAAGGCUCAGCAAGGCUAUUCAAAAGGUCUACGAACAAUAACUCUUACUGCAUAACGCAGAACGCCACUCUUUAUUUUUUCACCCUUUCUUCUUACCUUGGGAACCAUGACUACCCCCUUCACACUUCCGCCGAACACAAAGUUCGAUAGCACUCUAGGAGCAUUGUUAGUUGGGCUCGCAGUGUCAGCCGUAGCCUAUGGUGUAUUCAGUGUCCAAGUUUAUACCUACUACCGACGUUACCCGUCAGACAAAGCUUUCUAUAAAACUAUUGUGGUUCUCAUUUGGAUACUGGAAACAGCGGACGAAGCUUUCAUCGGUCAUUGCGUCUAUUACUAUCUUGUAACCAAUUUUGUUGAUCCGAGCGUGCUUUUUACCGCGAAACCCGUAUGGACGCUCGUACUGCAAGUAGCAUUUGGCGCUCUAGUCGGAUGUAUCGUCAAAGUGUGUUUUGCUCUGAGAGUCUGGAGAUUUAGUUACCGGAAUUGGUUCCUAACUGGUUCACUGGUAUUGUUAACCUUAGCUCAAAUGGGCCUUGCCAUUGCAUACACUAUUCGAGGUUUCCAGAUAACUACUUUACUUGACCUCACUGGCCUUCGCGUAGUUGGUAGUCUUGCACUUGGAUUUGGAGUGGCUACCGACAUGUCUAUUGCGGCUGCGCUAUGCUAUUACCUCCAGGGAAUGCGAAGUGGCUACUCGGGCUCUGAUUCUUUGGUUAAUACUUUGACGAUCUACGCUGUCAAUACUGGCGUUCUAACAAGCGCAUGCAGUAUCGUUACUCUCAUCCUGUACGAUUGCAUGACAGAUAACUUCAUCUUCAUGUGUUUCUACUUCGUGCUCAGUAAAUUGUAUGCUAUAUCAUUCAUGGCGACGAUGAACACUCGCAAGGCUAUUCGAGGCAGAGGCACUGAUCGUGAGGAAGGCAAAAGCACGUCCUUUAUAAUGGUAUCCGAAGCAGCACAUCGCCAUGGAUCUGUCCGCAUGCCUGCUGCUCCGCCACAGAGUCGCCGGAAGGUCAACAGUGUACAUUCAGACUACUCACCAUCAGCAUCAGGACAUUAUACUGAUGGUUGGUAAUACUCGACGUAGAACCAUGGUCCUCUAUAUUUGACUUGGUCAUAUCAGUGCCGCGCUGUGCUUUCCACAAAAUCUUGGUUUACCUUUGGAACCGCUGUUUUACUCUCCGCUUUCGCUUCUCAAUAAUAGAUGCAACAUCGUUUUGCCUCAUUCAUUUUUGCGGUGGUUUAUUAAACAUUUUAUCCAAGGCAGGACCUGCAUACUUAUCACUUGAAACAGCAAACUUAAAACUUGCUACCCUAACCUUGCCAGAGAUAGGAAGAAGUGGAAAUGAGCUUGUAUUACUAUCUGUACUCCUUUUGUACAUACUAUAUGUUCUUUUGUGGUUUUUGCUCAAUUUUAAUGCCGUUUUAUCUGUUCGACGGCGUUGUGGGCGCAAAUG